GGUGGCGUGAUUUUGUGGCAUCCUCGUGAAGUUAGGCAGCAAAACCGCGAGACAGCGCGCGUGAGUGAGUUGUGUACAGGUGUCAGACCAGAUCACCAAACGGACAGGAUGGCUAAUAGGAAUCCGGCCAAACUUAUGCUUGCGGUAGUGGUGCUAUCCUGCGUACUUCAAAUGCUGCAAUGUGGAGUAGUCGAUAGGCAACCUCGAGCGUAUAAACAGUACAACACCGAACCACAAAAGAGACCGUUCUGCAACGCGUUUACCGGAUGUGGUAAAAAACGAGCAACUGCCUCAAGUCCACCAACAGCUGCAGCAGCAGCCGCAGCAGCCGCUAUGCUCCAACGGCAUCUACAAACCAUGGACGCAAACCGGAAGGAUCGUCUAGGUGGUGAUUUCGACCCGAACGAGGAAUCCAUCAGCAGCCUGCUCGAUCUCAACACGGAACCGGCCGUCGAGGACUUGCUGCGACAGAUCAUGUCCGAGGCAAAGCUGUGGGAAGCCAUCCAGGAGGCGAACCGUGAGAUCUACCUACAAAAAUCGGGCCUCAAGGAGCAGCGCAAUGACUUCCCGCUGACCUUCAGCACGCAGUAA
Molecule: messenger RNA, 591 nt
Organism: Anopheles nili
Lineage: Eukaryota; Metazoa; Arthropoda; Insecta; Diptera; Culicidae
Gene: CCAP
Product: cardioactive peptide
Exons: 3
Coding region: 109-591 (160 amino acids)
Source: RefSeq, a predicted model, not a curated record